Messenger RNA from Entrophospora candida, 810 nucleotides. Lineage: Eukaryota; Fungi; Glomeromycota; Glomeromycetes; Entrophosporales; Entrophosporaceae. The record is from the annotation of a GenBank genome assembly.
AUGAAUAGAUAUAGGCCACCAACACCACCGCAAAAUGAAAUUGAUCUCGAAACAUUGUCACGUUUUCUAAAACGUGGUAGGAAAGAAAAAGAAAGACCUCCAAGAAUUGUUCAAUGUAGCAAAAAUCCACCACUUGUGGAAAUACGUUCUAACAAAAUUGACGAAAAUGACGAAAAUGGAGGUCUAGAUGAAUUGGCCGAUUGUAUUAAUUAUAUUAUUAAUCAUUUUCAAUCUCAACAAACUAAAGAUUAUUACAUUCUUGGAUGCCUUUUGUUGAUGCCAUAUAAUAUAUUAAUGAAUAAUAUGAUUAUAAAAGAUCGAAAUAUGACAAUGAAAACAACUUUUUCAAAUGGUCAAACUACAUCAUUUAAAUUAAUUAGAAAAGAAUUACCUAAACAACCAACAACGAAAAGUCCUGGGAUUAAACUUUAUUCAGAAUCCAUUUUAGAUAAUUUCGGAGAGAGCAAAAAUAUCUGUAAAUUGAUAAGUUGUUUAUGCGAUGUCGCUGAUACUGAUCUAGAAAAUCGAGUUAAAGAUAUGAACCUUAAAUCUAUCGAUAUAAAAGAUGUAAGUUAUGAUGGAUUUAGUGGUAUAGGAAAUGAAUGCAAUCUCAAAAAAAUGAUACUCACAUUAGAGAGGUUACUCAAGGCUUCAAAACAACUUAAUUAUUUUAUGAUAAUAAGAAUAUUGUUAUUAGGCUUUUCGAUAAGAAAAAUGCAUGAUAUAGAAAAAUCUAUAUACUAUAUACAUAUUUUGAUUACACAAACAGGUUUCAAACAAGUUUGCGGGAUCGGCGAAAACGCUGAAUGA